This is a messenger RNA of Pezoporus occidentalis (night parrot), 1947 nucleotides long. It is a transcript of the gene ASRGL1, whose product is annotated as asparaginase and isoaspartyl peptidase 1. The coding region runs from base 79 to 1029 and encodes 316 amino acids. Gene Ontology annotation, cellular component: cytoplasm. Lineage: Eukaryota; Metazoa; Chordata; Aves; Psittaciformes; Psittacidae. The record is from RefSeq and is a predicted model, not a curated record. The transcript is spliced from 7 exons. Gene Ontology annotation, molecular function: beta-aspartyl-peptidase activity; asparaginase activity.
UAACAACAGACUUCACUGCCAGGUUAAUUACGUUUAACCUGUGUACACAACUGAAAGCCUUCUGAGGAAUUUAGCAGGAUGAAUCCUGUCAUUGUGGUUCAUGGUGGAGCUGGCCGGAUCUUUAAAGAACGAGAACAGGGAAGUCGUGAUGGUGUUGUCAGAGCUGCGCUGCGAGGUUAUGGUAUCCUGAAACAGGGAGGCAGUGCCUUAGAUGCAGUUGAGGAGGCAGUACGAUCAAUGGAAGAUGAUCCUCAUUUUAAUGCAGGCUGUGGAUCUGUUCUAAAUGAAGAAGGUGAAGUAGAAAUGGAUGCCAUAAUCAUGGAUGGAAAAAAUUUAGACUCUGGAGCAGUAGCUGCAGUUAAAUGCAUAGCAAAUCCAAUAAAACUUGCUCGACUUGUCAUGGAAAAGACAAAGCACAUGCUGCUGACUGACCACGGUGCACACCUGUUUGCUGAGGCCAUGGGUAUUCCUGAGACUCCAGGAGAAAAACUCAUAACCGAGAGAUCCCGGGAGAGAUGGAAGAAGAACCUUGAGCCAGAUUCCAACCCUGAAGAGUUUCAGAAAGACCUUGGAACAGUCGGUGCUGUUGCUAUAGAUAGUGAAGGCAAUGUAGCUUGUGCAACAUCUACUGGAGGACUCUCUAAUAAAAUGGUUGGCCGUGUUGGUGACACAGCAUGCAUAGGAAGUGGAGGUUAUGCUGAUAAUCAUUCUGGUGCCACUUCAACCACAGGACAUGGGGAGAGCAUUAUGAAAGUGGUCUUAGCCCGACUGAUCCUCUAUCACAUGGAGCAAGGAAUGUCACCAGAGAUGGCUGCUGACACUGCAUUAGACUACAUGAAGAUGCGAGUUGGAGGCUUAGGGGGUGUCAUUGUUGUUAACAGUUCAGGAGAGUGGGCAGCAAGGUUCUCCACCAAGCAGAUGUCCUGGGCUACUGUGAAGGAUGACCAGCUGCAUUAUGGCAUUUAUGCUGGGGAGAGGCAUACAAAAUCUGUUGAUGAAGCACUUUCAUCUGAAAGUGGGGGAUUCUGAGAAUGAAGAAACAUCGACUGAGGAAAAAUGAAGACCUGCUUUUUUUGCUCGAGGAGAAUGACAGUUGAUUUCAUCUUUCUGAAAGAUCGGUAAUCUUUUGAUUGGUUCACAGGCAUCACCACAUUUACAGUCAAAAUGAAACCCAGACGUAGUUCUUUAGUGGUCAUGGAUAGUGGAUGUAUAGUGUUUAUUAAUACUUUUAGGAAGUCUGGAGAUUCUCCUUUCCUAGAUGAGGAAGAGUGGUCAGUAGGUUUCUUGGUUAGCAUGCCUUAAUCCUACAUUAAAGGGAACCUGAGUUUCAGUAUUAGAGGAACUCCUUUCCAUGCCCAUUCUCAAGAGACUGCUGCCAGGAUGAUUUGAGAUGAAUCUGUUCAUUAAAAACUGCAUUUCGAAAAUGAUAUCACUCUCCAGAGUCUUUUGAGCGGUCAUCCCAUGGUAACAAAGUGCUAACUGUCAGUGAAACACCACCAAACAGCAGCCAAGACUACAGAAUACAUCAUUGUCACAGGCUGGAGGCAACUGUCAAGGGAAAUAAUAAUGAAGUAAAGAAAAUAACUUCUUUCCAGGGAUGAGAAGUGUGAUGCUUUCUAAGGAGUCCUGCUUCUAUUCCAUUCAUUGGCAUCAGAUCUACAGUUAAAAAACACAGACCACAACAAAGCAGGCUGCAGUAUGUUGAAGUAUAUGUGGAUAGGUUACAGAAAAUAUAUUACUGAUCUAAUAUCUGUGGUAGUAAUAAAGAAGGUAAUGAUUUCAAUAACUAUAAAUAAACCAGCUAUCUUUACUACUCAAAUACAAAGGUGCUAUUCACCUUUUAAGUCUAAAUUUGAGACAGGGGAUGAUUAACUUUAAAAAUAAUUAUCUAAAAGCAGAUGAUAAAAGCAAGCUGGACUGAAACAAAUAAAACUGCCUCUUACCAAA